AUGAACAAACCAAACAUGUCUCCCAGACUAUUGCUCUGCGCGGUUUUGGCUGUGUACCACGGGACGCAAACCUGCAGCGGAUUUAACAUAGAUGAACGGUUUCCUGUAAUCAAAGAGGGGAAAACCAAAGGGAGCUUCUUUGGAUUCUCAGUCGCUCUGCAUCAACAGACGGAGGGCUCCAGAAAGUACCUGCUUCUUACAGGAGCUCCCAAAGAGAAAUCCAAUUCUCUAAAAAAUGUCAAUGAAACAGGUGCCAUCUACUCGUGCCCCAUUACAACUGACACCGCAGACUGCUCCAGGAUGGACCUGGUCAGCUCAACCAGCUCGUCCGAGAUGGUGGAGGGCAUGUGGCUCGGUGUGACGGUGGCCAGUCAGAGGGACCAGCCGGCGGGACGCGUCCUGGCUUGCGGACAUCGCUACGUGAAGAUCAUCAGAGGGGAGCAGCGACGAAUGAUAGGAAAGUGCUACGUCAGGAGCAACGACCUGACCUUUGACCCCAACGACGAAUGGCAGACUUACAGUUACGAGGUCUGCAACCCCAACUAUGACUAUGAGCUUGAGGGCAUGUGCAACAUGGGCAUCUCAGGCGGCAUAACAGAAACCGAUGUCUACAUCGGCUCUACGGGCAGCUAUGUGUGGCAAGGAAAUGUUCAUGUAACGUGGAGAGAUCCAGAUCCAGCGAACGCCUGGGACUCUGUAGACAAAGACUUUGGACAGCUGAAAAGACGAUACAGUUAUAUGGGUUACUCAGUUGUUGAGGAGAAGAAGUUGCUGAGCCAUGAUGAGUACACAGUGGUGACGGGGUCUCCCAGGGACGACGCCAAGGGCUCUGUGAUGUUCGGGUUAAAGACCAACUCAGACAUCAAGCUGGGACUCAUCCUCCCCGGAGAACAAGUGGGCUCGUACUUUGGCAGCAGCCUCGCUAUCACCGACCUCAACAAUGACGACUGGAACGACCUGAUUGUGGGCGCCCCGUUCUACUUUGACCGUAUGAAGGAUGAAGGAGGAGCAGUGUACAUCUUCAUGAAUGAGAACGGGUCGUUUCAAAAGACCGCCAGCAUGGUGCUGAAGGGCCCAUCGUCCUCUGCCUUCGGCUUUGCGGUGGCUGCCAUCGGCGACGUUAACCAAGAUGGAUUCCAAGACUUUGCAGUGGGAGCUCCAUUCCACGACACAGGAAAGGUUUACAUAUGGAUGGGGAGUAAAAAGGGAAUCUCAAAGGAGCCCAGUCAGGUGAUCGAGGGUAAGUCAGUGGGAAGUGGAGGAUUCCACACCUUCGGCUACUCUAUCAACGGAGGGAUGGACAUGGAUGACAACAGUUACCCGGACAUCUUAGUUGGCUCUCUGGACGACCGAUUGGCCCUGCUCAGGGCUCGACCAGUCCUCCACUUAACGAAUAACUUCACUGUCGAGCCAAAGGUUGUGGACUCCAAUCAGUGCCCUGAAAGCACACCCUGCAUCACAGCGACAGUGUGUAUGUCUUUCACUCCAAGCAAUGGAAACAAAGACUUCAAGAAAAAUACCACGGUGAAGUACACGGUGGAGGCCGACGUGGAGAGGAGAAGAAGCCCUCGUGUUCGCUUUAAGGACAAGAAGGACGACACGUUUAUCGGCUUCCUGAGCCUGUCAUCGUCCAAAACCAAGUGUCAUACUCUGAAACUGAUUGCAGUGGCGCCUGUGAGGGACAAACUGGAACCGGUGGUCUUUUCCCUCAGCAUGGCCUUACAUGAACAAAAACCUAAAUCCAGACGUACCCUGCAGAACCUGGACUCCUUCCCAAUUUUCAGCCAGGAGCAGAAACUCAUUCAGAGGACUGAGAUUCACUUUAAGAAGGAGUGUGGCUCGGACAACACGUGUAGCAGCAACCUGCAGCUGACAGCCCAGUUUGUUGACAAAGAGGAAAAGCCUUACCCCAGGCAUGGGCAAUUCCAGAAACUUCAGUUCAACAGCAAUUUGAAGAUAAUAAGGCUGAGGGUGGAGGUGACCAACUUUGAUUCUCGGGGGAAGCUGGGGGAAGAUGCCCACCAGGCCAUGCUCAACGUCACCAUCCCUGACGCACUGAAAUACUCCGGCGUCAGGUCGUUGUCGGAUCACGAUGUACAAUGCACUCUGGAUGGCACAGUGAUUUGUGAGCUGGGGAAUCCACUUAAAGGCAAUGAAAAGGUGUCACUUACCAUCAAGUUUGAGACCUCAGGGAUCAAUCUGAACACACAGGAGAUUGAGUCCCAGCUACUUCUGUCCACUCUUAGUGAGCAGAGUGACCUGAAGCCUGUGUCUGUGGCCCUGCUGAUUGAAAACACCAUCCUCCCCUCAUUCUCCAUAGUGAACCCGCUGGUACAAACAGAAUUCAGUGGGACGGUGAUGGGCGAGUCAGCCAUGGUCAACACCAGUGACGUGGGCAAUCUGGUGGAGUUCACCUUCAACGUGAACAUGAGGGGACAGCCCCUGGGAGACUUGGGGACCCUGGCUGUGGAGUUCGAGUGGCCGUUUGAGGCAUCCAACGGCAAGUGGCUGCUGUACCUGACGAAGAUCAUCGUUAAAGGGGAUUCAGAGGUGGAAUGUAACCCUGCUGGAGAAGUUGUCAACCUCCUUAACCUAACUUUGUCAGGGGGCGGACGAAAGCGUACUAAACGACAGAUCGUGGUGGAUGAUGUUGAUACGACAAGGCCACAUAUUAUUGAGCCACAGGCAGCCGUCACGCUGCUCACUUCUCGCAAAGAGUCCUACCUGUUGGAAUGCUCCAAGGGGACAGCACGAUGCGUGACAUUCACUUGUCCGCUGCUCAACAUGACGGAUUCAGCCAAGAUUUAUGUCCAGUCCCGUUUGUGGAACAGUACCAUGCUAGAGGACUACUCCAACGCUCUGAGAAUUACAGUCAGAGGUCAAGCCACACUGAAGCUCAUCACAGAUAAAUCAACCAUCAGGAUGGACAGUCAGACCAGCAUGUUUACAGUAGAAAUAGAGCCACUUGAGGGGGUGGAGGCACCUUAUGAGCUCCCGCUGUGGAUCAUCAUCUCUGCAGCUGUGGCGGGAAUUCUACUACUGGCAAUAAUCAUUCUUAUACUUUGGAAGCUUGGAUUCUUCAAGCGAGCCAUCUACUACCGGAAAAUGCCAAAGCACCAGGGGGUGAAAAUUUGCAAGGCAGAGAGGUAUCAGCUCAAUCUGGGAUUUCAGUUUGAGGAGCCACAGAAAAAGUAUUGGAUCACCAACUGGACAGAGAUGCAGCAUUACUACUACUGAGGCCCCGAGACACUCACCGUCACACUGGUUUGACACGGGCCAAUCAAAGAACAAUGGGCUCGGUCGAGCCACAUACAUGGACCAAUUGAUGAUUUCCUUUUUUUUUCUACUUUAAGUAGAUUUCACCAACUUUUCCAGUGCAAUAUACUGAACCGUUUGUUUCAGAGAUUGUAAUUUGUUAAGUAUUUUCGAUGAAUGCAGGGUUGGAAUCAAGGUUGCAUUCACGAGUAAAUUGUAAAUGGUUUUUGAUUACGGUGUUUGCAUGUAUGCUUUUUUCUUUCUGAAUCCUCCAAGCAAAAGUUGCUGGUCAUUCAACAUGUUUAUUUCCACCAUGUCUGUUUUCCUCUCGAAUCAGAGGAGUGAGGAUCGAUCUUCUCUGUGUGUCCCAGGCAUUACUUUGUGCUCAGCGGCUGUAGGGUAUGUUAGGGUUUUAAACCUACGUCAGUCCUUAAAGGAGAUCGUUUUUUGAACUGCACUUUGAACACGUUGAGCAGCAUCCCCUCUGCUACGAGCGUCGGUACGUGAAUGUCCUCAUCGGUGGCAAGCAUUACGUAGACUAACAUCUGAAAUGCAGUUAUGAUUGUGGAACUGACCUCCAAAAAGUGACGUAGAAAAAGUAUUUCCCUGUGUAAAUACAGAGAUAAAUUGAUACUCAUUGGUGAAUAAUUCAUUUUAUAGCCCAGCUGGACAUGUUUUGAUUAAAUUCCAUGUCAAGAAUCAAUACAAACGCCCCGGGAACAAGUUGACAAGCAAUAGCUUCAUGUCUGUAUGUAGAGUUAGCCAACAUGUGCACACUUGAUUAUUAUUUAUUACACUGUCUUGUGUUAUUACAGUAAAGAACCUAUCUUUAAAAGAAUAUCACAAACAGGGAGUCAUGACACUGGAUUCAAUAAGGUUCUGGGGACCGUAAAGCUCUAGCGUAGAUAGUUACGUUAUAUAUUGUACAUAGUGACAAGAUACAGUGACUGUUUGAAUCAAUGCUCAUGUCAUUGGCCUUUGUUGUUUCGAUGUCCCUAAGCUUUGUAUUUUUGUAUGAGACAGUAAGGUGACACUUGGAUUGUUUCCAAGCCAUUGUGGCCCCCAUUGAGGUCAACCUGCAGCACUGAAAACAGAGCGGACCGGGAGAAGACCGUCUCUGAGCGGUCUCUGAGUGUUGCGUUACCGCUCUUGUCCGUGUUACCUGAGAGCCCUGCAGUUGUUGUGACCGAGGCUGUUACAGAGGCUCCAUUGAGAAGAGGGAAAGGCUGAAACCGAUGCACAAACUCUGCUCUCUGUCGUGUUUUUGUUGUUUUGUUGUUUUUUACUGUGCAGUUUCAAUGUAAUUAAAUCGUUUUUAACAACCUU
This is a messenger RNA of Cottoperca gobio, 4581 nucleotides long. RefSeq names its product integrin, alpha 3b (gene itga3b). The record is from RefSeq and is a predicted model, not a curated record. The transcript is spliced from 25 exons. The coding region runs from base 1 to 3237 and encodes 1078 amino acids. Gene Ontology annotation, molecular function: integrin binding. Lineage: Eukaryota; Metazoa; Chordata; Actinopteri; Perciformes; Bovichtidae. Gene Ontology annotation, biological process: leukocyte migration; integrin-mediated signaling pathway; cell-cell adhesion. Gene Ontology annotation, cellular component: integrin complex; external side of plasma membrane.